Molecule: messenger RNA, 3538 nt
Organism: Gadus macrocephalus (Pacific cod)
Lineage: Eukaryota; Metazoa; Chordata; Actinopteri; Gadiformes; Gadidae
Gene: fech
Product: ferrochelatase
Exons: 11
Coding region: 208-1410 (400 amino acids)
Biological process (GO): heme biosynthetic process
Molecular function (GO): protoporphyrin ferrochelatase activity
Source: RefSeq, a predicted model, not a curated record
CGUUAUGACGCAGAGGAAACGUCGGCGACACACUGGUGGUUUACUGUCAGCCAGUAAGUGUGGUGGUUUACUGUCAGUUAAUCGGUCUGUCAGAGCGGGGUUGAGGCUGAAGGACUUGUGCGCCUAGCUCCAAGAGGUCAUAGUGUAGCGACUGUCCAGACGUAGUUAAACCUUCCUCUUAAGCAGACCGGGCGGUGCGGAGGGACCAUGAUGGCGGUGCUUGGAGGCACUCGGAGGCUCAUUCACCUAUCCAGCGUUUGUGCUUUCCUGAGGAGUCGCUGUACUGCUGCUGCACUGGCACAAACCUCUCCCAUAGAGACCCUGGAGAACAGGAAGCCCAAGACGGGGAUCCUGAUGCUGAACAUGGGCGGGCCGGAGAAGCUAGAGGACGUCCACGACUUUCUGCUCCGCCUCUUCAAGGACACAGACCUCAUGAAGCUUCCUGUACAGAGUAAGCUGGGGCCGCUGAUCGCCAGACGGCGGACACCAAAGAUCCAGGAGCAGUACAGCCGCAUCGGAGGAGGCUCCCCCAUCAAGCACUGGACCUCCAUGCAGGGGGAGGGCAUGGUGCGGCUCCUGGACCAGAUGUCCCCCGACACGGCGCCUCACAAGUUCUACAUCGGCUUCCGCUACGUCCACCCGCUGACGGAGGAGUCCAUCGAAGAGAUGGAGAAGGACGGGAUAGAGAGGGCAGUCGCCUUCACCCAGUACCCCCAGUACAGCUGUUCUACUACAGGAAGCAGCCUGAACGCCAUCUACCGUUACUAUAGGGACCGGGGGGAGGGGCCCAAGAUGCGCUGGAGCGUGAUCGACCGCUGGCCCACCCACCCUCUGCUGGUGGAGUGUUUUGCAGAUCACAUCCGCAACGAGCUGCUGAAGUUUCCGGAAGAUAAGAGGAAUGAAGUCGUGAUCCUCUUCUCCGCACACUCUCUCCCCAUGGCCGUGGUGAACCGCGGCGACCCCUAUCCCCAGGAGGUGGGGGCCACGGUCCAGAGAGUCAUGGAGGCUCUGGACCACUGUAACCCCUACAGGCUCGUGUGGCAGUCCAAGGUGGGGCCCAUGGCGUGGCUGGGGCCCCAGACAGACGACGUGAUCAAGGGUCUGUGUGAGCGGGGGAAGAAGAACCUGCUGCUGGUCCCCAUCGCCUUCACCUCCGACCACAUCGAGACGCUCCACGAGCUGGACAUAGAGUACUCACAGGUCCUGGGGGAGGAGUGUGGGGUGGAGAAUAUUAGACGAGCUGAGUCUCUGAACGGGAAUCCUCUGUUCAUGAAGGCACUAGCGCAGCUGGUCCAGUCCCACCUGAUCUCCGAUCAGCCCUGCUCCCGCCAGCUCACCCUCAGGUGUCCCCUCUGCGUCAACCCCACCUGCGGAGAGGCCAAGGCCUUCUUCUCCGCCCAGAAGGCGUGACCGUCCCCACCUUAUGACCGCCUGUAGUACCACACAGAGGAUAAUAUGGUGUACAUUACGCUUAGGACGGACACACACACAACACAACACACACACACACUUCCAGGAUGGAAAAAAAGCAGUACACUAAUCUGGUAUACAAGAGUCACAAAGAGUGCAGACGACAGGAAGUUGUUAUUUAUUGGUUAUUUUAUUCGUCUGCACACACUCUGCCCCUGAACAUUCGUGUAGGAAAACCUGUCGGCCCCUUCUGAUGGAUAUUGGGACGGCAUUGAUGUCGUUUCCAGCCUGCGUCUCGCUAAUCCCCACCACAUUGGUCAGCUUCUGAUAUCACGCUCUAUCUCUAAUCCCUGCCUUCUAAUUGGAGGAGAAAGGGAACUAAGUGCUUCAUAUUAAGUGCAUCAUAUUAAUAUGUAAGGUUAGGUUUAACUCUAAGACAGCACAUCUGACGCAGAAAACAUUAGUAUUAGAAUUAUUAUUGGUUGUUUAAUUUUUCUUCAUGAGCAGUGUAGAACUCUGUGCACAAAUCUCUUCCCUUUAUCACUUACAGGAUUUGCUCUGGAGUUCAGUGUCUUCUGUGGGAUUUGAGCGAUAACCAUGGUCACCUCAUUAGUAAUUUAAGGGUGGCUCAGUAGAUGGCUACGUUUAGAUCAGUUAUGCCGGGUGCAGUUCACUAAUCAGACACCAACGGCAGUGUUGGUAGAUCUUCCAACAGUCAGUAAAAUCUCGAAUAUUUCUGGUGCUUCGAUCUGCUUUUUUUUUUUCAUGCUAGUCGCCAUCCCAACCACUACGUGGUUCAUGCUACCUUAUCCCACUCUAACGGGAGAUCGGACUCCAUCUAGACUCCUGUCAUGCCACCACUGGGUUUAUAACCAGAUUUCAAAUGGGAUUAUCUUUCCAAGGUUAGCUUGGCUAGAACAAGUUUAGCUACACUAACAUGUUCCACUGAAGUCAUGACUAGAGCGAAGUGACACGUACACAAAAUGGAUCCACUGACCAUGGCCUUCUGAUGGUAGAAUGCAGGGGAAUCAGGUAUAGAGACAGGUCUCUCAGGUGAGAGAUUUAUCUCUAUACAUUUUCAUAUAUAUGAAAAUGUAUAGAGAUAAAUCUCUCAAUCUCUGUUAUAUCUUGUAAGGUUUCCUGGGGAGCAGAUUUGUUCACUAUUCAGGCACAAUGCAGUACUUUUUUUUAUUUAUUUUUUGUGGUAUUUUCUUUUUAUUUUCCACCUUCCUCUUGCGUUCAAGGUAAACCGAACAUGACCGGGUACAUCCUGGGAAUGAAUGUCCUGGUUUUCUGCUUAAUGUUACAUUUGGUUGCCCUGGAUCCACUACUGGGCUGUGGGUCACUGUUCUCAGAUGUGUGUCCCUCUUCUCAGAUGUAUGUGCCCACACAUUGAAUGCCCUUCCUUUCCUGAGGAUGAGCUGAACGACGUUGUGGGUGCUGAUCUCUAAAGCCUUGAUUAUGUGCCUUUUUACAAGCUCAACGGCUGGAUCUGCUUUCCCAUGCAUGUGUACUUCAACUAAGUGUCCAGAUAGGAACGGAAGCGUCACUGAAGUGGAUCCCGACCCUGUGCUCUGGGCUGAAGUGUUCUGUACUGAGGCUCCUAGCACCAAACCACCGCCGGGGGUAUCUGGGCUGGCGUUGUUCAUAUCAUCCAAUACUUAAUUGGGGAGCACAUUAAAGGUACCCUCUUGGACCGCUACAAUGCUCCGUUGUUUCCUGAUGUCCAGUGGUCUUCCACAGGUGAACAUGCCCCUAGUACCCAUCGUUUGGCUUGUCUUUUGCAGGGUUUGUUUGGUUUUAGUGUAAAGUUCACAGAAAUGCUUGUCGUAUUUGAAGACGUUUUGUUUCUGGACGUCCUAAUGCAUUAACUGUGAGCCGUCCUUUCUGUAAAGGAGGCUAAAGUUUGUUUGUAUUUCUUUGAGUUUACAUUAAGCCGGGUUAUCUGCCAGCUAAGAGCUUGCUAAUUCAUAUAGCAUUUUUUUUAAAGGUAUUUAUUAAUCCUUUCAUAGGUCAUCCACCUCAUGCUGUUCAGACGUGUAUCUUUUUAUAGUUUAAGAGACCCAAAUAUCAUGGGAUGAAAUGUAUGAUCAGUCUUCCUUCAAAAUAAAAGCGCUCAAUGGCCUAA